GACACCUCAGCCUCGUCAACCUUCCUCGGUCGAUGACAGCAAUAUUGCGAACAAGAUUGCUAUCUCACUGAACGAGGGUCUUGAGAAUCCUAUUCUCUGUCAUCGACAAGGAUAAUGCUCAGUCCAUGGUGAACAUGCACCUUUCGCCGGUCACAUAUUGACCUCAUAUACUUUAUCUAGUGCUGAAUGUCCACGUAACUACAUAACCGCCCUUAUUGCGAUAGACAACCAGUUUUCAACCACAGAAAAUGGAGAUCCUACCUCAAGAAAUACUGGUCGAUGUGCUCGAUCAUCUCGAGGCCGAGGAUCUUAUCUCUGCACAGCAGACUUGCCACUUGCUUUCCAAGUCAGCUCGGACCAACACGCUCUGGAGGUACAAAUGUUUCGAGAAAUCUCCCAGUGCGACCAUGGGUGGGGAAAAAGAUAUUCUCAAGAGUCUGACCGGCGCUCUUAGGAGUCUUUCAUUGUCUGACGACCGAUCAAAUCCUCCACCAGCGGCGCCGGCCAAUUCUUCCCAGCGACCAGAGCCUCAGACAUAUGCUAGCCGGCGCGCACGUGCUGUCAAUCGAUGGGAUCUCUCGGACCAGAACGAACGCAUCGACUGGUACUCGGAGUACAAGGCCAGGCAUGCUCCUCUGCGGAUGGAAUGGAUGGAUUCAGCACAGAGAACCCAGGACGAAAUCCGUGGCAUUUCGGUUUUUGACAACUCCACCAGACUAAUCGGUUACCUGGAAGAUCACAGUUUGCGGAUUUGGGAUCUCCGAGCAGACAGCAAUGGCAAACGAAGGUUCGCCGAACUCGGCCGGAGCAAACCAUUGUUACCGUCGACAGACCUGGACACCGCAGCCGAAACCCUAGUGGUUGACUGUGUCAGCUCGUUCCCAGCUCAGAAAAGGGCCUUCGUCGCCAUUGACAAGACACUGAACGAAGUAGACCUCAACACGAUGCAAGUGGUAUCUCGAUCCAAGUACUCAUGGCCCAUAACGGCGCUAUCACAAUCUUCCGACUCGAUGCCUCCAUUAACGGUGGGGACUCAAUGGAGUCUUCACAUCGUCGAUCCAAGCGCUCCCGUGAAGCCGCUGUCAAACGAAAGCACCGAAUCUCUAGAGGUUAUUCCAGCUACAGCAGGGACAUCCACUGCACUGUUACCGAAUCUGACCGAAGAUGCCAACAAGCUCCCCACACAGUUUGGAAUCAGCUCACCAUUCUCAGCAAACCCAGGUCCCUCGAUCUGGGCGCCUGGAUCUCCCUCGUGGGAACCCUCUCACCGGCUCCAAAACCCACAUUGGAUGGCGUACGCACGCGUGGAGCCCGGUCCGCUGGCAAUCCUUCAUCAUUCAGAACACGAAAUUCUCGCCGGCGGGCGGUUCCCUAGCAUUCUGUCCUACGACCGCCGUUACUUCCCACGUUUACAGUAUGUCAUUCACUCGUCAGCAUCGCUUUCUGCAUUGGCCUCGAUCCCUUACCCUCCGGCCAUGAGUGGUAGUAGUCGACCGGGGACAUCGACACUGAUUGCCUGUGGUGAGUAUCGUGGCCGUGGCUCGCUGGAGAUCUACUCCUUGCCUCAUGUCAAAGUCUCUAAUAACCUGGACGACGGUUCUGCCUCGUUGGACCACCCAUAUAGCUAUAAGAACCGACAAGAUGCGUCAUCGUCGAAACUACUCAGUGUUGCCACGCACGGCACGCGCAUUGUGUAUUCGGACAGCGAAGGCGGUUUGAAGUGGGUGGAACGUGACGGCCGCAGUCUGGUGCGCCGCUGGAAUAUAAAUUCAUUCGAUCUCGAUGCCAAGGCUAUUGGAACAGGCAUCAAUUCCAAUAUGCUGACAACGAGUCGGUCCGGUGAUGAAGUCGCGCGGAAGAUUGUGCCACUGACAACGAUGCCUGCGUCUUCUGUAGAUUCCGAUACCUACGGCUAUGGCAAGAGAGGAGAUGACGACUUAUUGGUCUGGACCGGUGAGCGAGUCGGCAUUGUCACGACUCAACCACAGCGACUAGAUCAUCGUGAAGUCGUGAACGCGAUGGAGUCGGCCGGCCAACAAGAGGACACUUUGAGAGAUCUCAGACACAAGGAAGAGGAAUAUGCCCAAAGAAUGAGGCUGGCUCUUGAACGCCAGGCAGACGAGAGGAGAUGGAUGAGUCGCUUCCGUUUCAAGACCGGAAGAUGGUAGUGGUGGACUUAGACUCUAUACCAAGCGAGGAUGUGCGUCUCAAGAGCUAAACAGACAGACAGACAGACCUCUAGGUCCUCUAGGUCAAACGUUGGUUAGAAAUAGACAAUUCUGGCUAAUAGUGUAUUAAUAACGGUCGUUUUGG
Exophiala mesophila is the source of this 2313-nucleotide messenger RNA. RefSeq lists its product as uncharacterized. Bases 249 to 2168 code for a protein of 639 amino acids. NCBI's taxonomy places the organism in Eukaryota, Fungi, Ascomycota, Eurotiomycetes, Chaetothyriales, Herpotrichiellaceae. The record is from RefSeq and is a predicted model, not a curated record. Gene Ontology annotation, biological process: protein polyubiquitination. Gene Ontology annotation, molecular function: protein binding. The transcript has a single exon.